Messenger RNA from Anoplopoma fimbria (sablefish), 9989 nucleotides. RefSeq names its product collagen, type XII, alpha 1b (gene col12a1b). NCBI's taxonomy places the organism in Eukaryota, Metazoa, Chordata, Actinopteri, Perciformes, Anoplopomatidae. Gene Ontology annotation, molecular function: protein binding. The record is from RefSeq and is a predicted model, not a curated record.
AUGAAGAGCAGACUGUCUCUGGCGGCGGCUGCCGUCCUGGCACUGCUGCUGCUGUCCACCUCCUCUCAGGCCCAGGGUCAAGUCGACCCUCCGACAGAAUUGAGGUUUAAGAUUUUAAAUGAGAACACAGUACAAAUGAUCUGGAGCAAACCACAGUCGAGGAUACAGGGCUACAGAAUACAAGUGACCUCAGACACAGAAGAACCAACAAAAGAAUUUACUCUGCCUGCAUCUGCGACUAAGACCUCCAUCUCAGACCUGAGUCCAGAUGUGGAUUAUGUGGUAACGAUAUCUGCAUACGCUGGAUCAGAGGAAAGUCUACCCGUCUCCGGCCAGAUCACACUUGAGUCGAGUGGCGGCACAAAAGGACCUUCCAGGAAACCAGACUCUUCAGAUUCAGUCAAAUGCUCUCUCAGUGCCAUUGCUGACGUGGUGUUCUUAGUGGACGGCUCCUGGAGCGUCGGCAGGCCGAACUUCAAAUACAUCCGCAACUUCAUCUCGGCGGUGGCCAGCGCCUUUCAGAUCGGAGCGGAAAGAACCCGGGUGGGCGUGGUCCAGUACGCCAACGACCCCCAAACCGAGUUUGACCUCAAACGACACUUGACCCGACCGGAGCUGCUCCGCGCCAUCGGCUCAAUGCCGUACAAAGGAGGAGAAACCAAGACAGGCGAUGCCCUCGACUUCCUGCUGAAAAACAGUUUCACCGAAGAGGCCGGUGCCAGGAACGAUUUUCCCAAAGUGCUUGUGAUUAUCACGGACGGCAAAUCCGAGGAUCCAGUGGAGAGCUACGCCAGGCAGCUCCGGAGCAGGGGGGUGGAGAUCUUUGUCCUCGGCAUCCAACAGGCGGAUGUAGAGGAGAUGAAGCUGAUGGCCUCCACGCCUCACAGAAACCACAUCUUUAGUGUCGCCAACUUCAACCAGAUGAAGAAUGUGCAGAAAGAGCUCAUCACUCAGGUGUGCGCUGGUGUCGACGAUCAACUCUCAACACUCGUCAGCGGAGAAGAAGUUGUUGAGUCAGCGUCCAACCUCCAGAUCCUGGAGGAGGCCUCAAAGUCAAUGCGGUUGACCUGGGACGCCCCUAUCGGAGAGUUCACCGGAUACAAGCUAACCAUGAUCCCCAUGAUGGCCGGCAGCAAGCGGCAGGAGCUUUACAUGGGCCAGACCCAGACCUCGGUGGUGGUCAGAGACCUUUCUCCAGACACGGAGUACCAGAUCAGUCUGUUCGCCUUGAGGGGCCUGACGCCCAGCGAGCCCCUCACCGCCAUGCGGAAGACGCUUCCAGUUAUAUUAUCAAUGGAGUGCUCUCUCGGCGUGGAUGUUCAAGCCGACGUCGUCCUCCUGGUUGACGGUUCCUACAGCAUCGGUCUGGCUAACUUCGCUAAAGUGAGAGCUUUCCUGGAGGUGCUGGUGACCACCUUUGACAUCGGGCGGGAUAAGGUCCAGAUCAGCUUGGUCCAGUACAGCAGGGACCCCCACACCGAGUUCUACCUGAACACUCACCACGACCUGGGCGCUGUGGUCAAGGCCGUGAGGACUUUCCCGUACCGCGGCGGCUCCACCAACACCGGUAGGGCCAUGACCUACGUGAGAGAGAAGAUCUUCCAGUCCAACAGAGGGGCGCGCCUUAACGUUCCCCGCGUCAACAUCCUCAUCACUGACGGGAAGUCGUCCGACGCCUUCCAGGCCCCGGCCACCAGGUUGAGGAAUGCCGAUGUGGAGAUCUUUGCCGUGGGCGUUAAGGAUGCCGUGAGAACGGAGCUGGAGGCCAUCGCCAACGAGCCUGCAGACACCCACGUGUACACCGUAGAGGACUUCGAUGCCUUCCAGAGAAUCUCCAAGGAGCUCACACAGUCCAUCUGUCUGAGGAUCGAGCAAGAACUUAGCAUCAUCCAACAGAGACGCCUGAUCCAACCGAGGGCCCUGUCCUUCUCAGAGGUCGGCCCCAGAAGCUUCAGGGCCGCCUGGGAGAUCGACGCCACCAACGUGGAGUCCUACCUGGUUCAGUUCAAGCCGGCGGACGACCAGGACGGGCACCAUGUGUCCAUGUCUGUGCCCGGGGACACACUCACCACCAUCCUCCCUCGCCUCGUCCCCCUCACCCGCUAUGAAGUCAGCGUUUAUGCUCAGUACGACAAAGGGGACAGCUUGCCUGUGACCGGCUACGAGACCACUUUAGAAGAACUCGGCUCCGUGCGCGGCCUAAGAGUAUCCGAUGAGACCACAGACAGCUUCAGAGUGUCGUGGCAGGCGGCUCCGGGAGACGUCACUCGGUACCGGUUGACCUAUGAACCAGUAGGGGACCAGAGCUCGAGGCUGGAGACGGCCACCGUCGGCCCCGAGACCGACAUCGUUCUGCAGGAGCUGCAGCCUAAAACCACCUACCGCGUCACCGUCACUCCUGAAUACAUGACCGGCUCCGGAGUGCCGCAGCAGGCGGACGGCACCACCAAAGAAGCCAGGGGUUCCCCUCGCGACCUGAGGGUUUCCGACGAGACCAUGUCCUCCAUGAAGGUCUCCUGGGAGCCGGCACCGGGGAAAGUGCUCCAGUACCGCGUGGCGUACAAACCCUCCGCCGGCGGCCCCGGGAAGGAAGUGUCGGUGAAGGGCGACAACAGGGCCACCAUCCUGAAGAACCUGCAGCCGGGAACCCAGUACGACAUCUCCGUCAGUGCACGAUACCCGUCCGGCCUCGGCGACGCCCUGGAGGGACAGGGCUCAACGCUAGAAGAGGUGGGACCCCCAAAGAACCUGGUCACCAGCGACGUUACCGACUCCAGCUUCGCGACGUCCUGGACGGCGGCGCCCGGCAACGUGAAGACGUACCGGGUCCGAUGGCAGUCGCCUUUAUCGGGGGAGAUCGGAGAGAAAAUGGUGCCGGGAGACGUGACCGCCACCGUGCUGGACCGUCUGCGUCCGGAGAUGCUCUACCAGGUCUCUGUGGUCGCCAACUACGAUCAGAGGAGCAGCGACCCGCUCACCGGACAGGAAACCACCGACGUCUCUGCUGCCGGCAAAGCGUUGACCGUGUCUGACGAAACCGAGCGAAGCAUGAAAGUCUCGUGGAUGCCGGCGCCGGGAAAGGUGGCCCACUACCGUCUGAAGUACGUCCCCGUUGCAGGAGGCAAAGAGGUGGCGCUCAAGAUCCCCGGGACGAGCACCUCCACCGUCAUGAAGCGCCUGCAGCCCACCACCACCUACAACAUCACCGUUCACCCCAUCUACAAGCGCGGGGAAGGAAAAGCAAGGCAAGGAGUAGGAACGACACUGUCGCCGUACAAGGCCCCCAGGAACCUCCAGACAUCAGAGCCCACCAAGGACAGUUUCAGGGUCUCCUGGGAUCCGGCACCCGGACAGGUUCGGGGCUACAAAGUCACCUUUCACCCCGAAGGGAAUGAUAUUGAUCUUGGGGAGCUCCUGGUGGGACCCUACGACAAUACAGUCGUUCUAGAGGAACUUAGGGCCGGAACAAAGUACUCUGUCGCCGUGUUCGGGGUGUUUGACAACGGGCAGAGUUUGCCUCUGGCAGGCGAGGAGAAUACGACCCUCAAUGACGCCCCUGAGCCGCCGUCUUUGUCGAGUAGCAUUAACUGUAAGACCUCAGCGAAGGCCGACUUGGUUCUGCUGGUCGAUGGCUCCUGGUCCAUCGGACGCAUCAACUUCAAGACCAUCCGCAACUUCAUCACUCGCAUGGUCAGCGUGUUCGAGAUCAGCCCUGACAGAGUCCAGAUCGGUCUGGCUCAGUACAGCGGAGACCCAAAGACCGAGUGGCACCUGAACACCCACUCGACCAAGGCGUCCCUGCUGGACGCCAUCACCAACCUGCCGUACAAAGGAGGCAACACCAUGACAGGGAUGGCUCUGAACUACAUCCUUCAGAACAACUUCAAAACCAACGUGGGGAUGCGUCCCGACGCCCGCAAGAUCGGUAUCCUGAUCACUGACGGAAAGUCGCAGGACGAAAUCGUCUCCACCUCGCAGAGCCUGAGAGACGAGGACAUCGAGCUCUACGCAGUCGGUGUGAAGAACGCCGACGAGAACGAGCUGAGGUCCAUCGCCUCCGACCCCGACGAGAUUCACAUGUACAACGUCAACGACUUCAAGUUCCUGGUGGACAUCGUUGACGACCUCACCAUCAACCUGUGUAACAGCGUCAAAGGCCCCGGGGAGCUGGAGGUGCCCACAAACCUGGUGACCUCGGAGGUGACCCAACGCUCCUUCCGUGCCACCUGGACGGCACCCGGCGGCCCCGUCGACAUGUACCGGGUCACCUACAUGAUGGCGGCCGGAGGACCCACACUGGAGAUGCUGAUCGACGGCUCGGUGAACACGGCGGUGCUGGAAGGCCUGAACCCUCUGACUGAGUAUCUGGUCAACGUUUACUCCAUCGUCGACGAGCAGAGCAGCGAGCCUCUGAAGGGCACCGAGACCACCUUGCCGCUGUCAACACCGACCAACAUGAACGUUUACGACGAGACCUCCACCACCAUGAGGGUGAGAUGGGUCGAGGCGGACGGAGCCACCGGCUACAUGAUGCUGUACCGAUCCAUCAACGCCACCGAGCCUCAGCAGGAGAACGAGAUUCGUGUUGGAGGAGAUGUAACUGACGUCCAGCUGAUGCAGCUGAUCCCCAACACUCAGUACUCCAUCUCUCUGUAUGCGCUGCAUGGAGAGGCUACCAGCCUGCCUCUGGAGGGGAGAGGAGUCACCUUGCCUGUUCUUCCUGCCGGAGUCCUGAGGGUCAGCGACGUUACCCACAGCACCAUGAAGCUCAACUGGGACGCUGCUCCCGGAGCCGUCCGCAAGUACACGAUCGCCUACAAACCAGCUGAGGGAGACCUGAAGGAGGUCGAUGUCAACGGCGACAUCACCACGCUGGACCUGUCGAGUCUCAUCUCCCAGACCGAGUACGACGUGAGCGUCAACCCGUUCUACGAUGAGGGACCCGGAGUCCCGAUGCUCGGAAACGCCGUCACAGAUGUGGUUCCUGCUCCCAAGAACCUGCAGUUCUCUGAGGUGACCCAGACCUCGUUCAAGGCCACCUGGGAGCACGGGGCCCCGGACGUGGCCCUCUACCGCAUCGGCUGGACCAAGAAGGGGGAGCAGAACCCUCAGUUUGCCAUCCUGAACAGCGACGAGACCACCCACGUCUUGCCGGACUUGGAUCCCGACACCGAAUACUCCGUCACCGUCACGGCCAUCUACCCCGACGAGUCAGAGAGCGAGGACCUGAUGGGAAGCGAGCGCACACUGCCAGCUCAGCCUCCUCGCAACUUGAGGGUUUUCAACGCCACCACGUCCACGCUGGCGCUGAAGUGGGACGCCGCCCCCGGCGCUGUCCAGAACUACAAGAUCACUUACAAUCCCAUCGGUGGAGGCGAGCCUCUCUCAACGCAGGUCGGAGGGAAGAAGACCGGCGUCAUCCUGCAGAAGCUGGAGCCCGACACCAAGUACUCCGUCUCCGUGGCCGCCGUUUAUCCCACCGGCGUCAGCAGAGACAUCAGUGGCGAAGGACAAACCAAGGCUCUGGGCGGCGUGAAGAAUCUGAAGGUCACUGAUCCCACCACCAGCUCACUCAAGGUGCGCUGGGAGCCGGCGGAGGGCAACGUCCGCCAGUAUCGCCUCUUCUACGUUCCUUUAGCCGGAGGCGCCGAGGACAUGGAGCAGGUGUCAGGCGGCACCACCAACACCGUCCUGAGGAACCUGCUGUCGGACACGCCCUACACCGUCACCGUGGUCCCGGUUUACCCCGAGGGAGAAGGUCUGCGCCAGUCCGACGACGGAAAGACACUUCCACGCACGCCACCCAGGAACAUCCAGGUGUACAACCCCAGCCCCAACAGCCUGAACGUGCGCUGGGAGCCCGCCUCGGGCCAGGUUCAGCAGUACCGGGUGGUGUACUCCCCUCUGACCGGAGGUCCAGCCAGCGAGUCAGUCCUGGUUCCAGGAAAUGUUAACAACGCGUUCCUGGACAACCUGAUCCCAGACACUCCCUAUUCGGUCAGCGUCUCGGCUCUGUACGCCGACGGAGAAGGACCGCUGAUCAAGGACGCCGGCAAAACACUGCCGCGGGCCGGCCCCAGGAACAUGCGUGUGUUUGACGCCACCACCAGCACCCUCACCAUCGGCUGGGACCACGCCGAGGGACCCGUGAGGCAGUACAAGAUCGCCUACGCCCCCAUGACCGGAGACCCCAUCACAGAGUUUACUACAGUUCCAGGGAACAGAAACAACGCCAUGCUGCAGAAUCUGUUCCACGACACCCCAUACAACAUCACCGUGGAGGCCAUCUACGCCGAGGGGCCCGGAGGAUCCCUCAAUGGAAACGGACGGACAGUGGGGAUGUUGAGUCCCAGGAACCUCCGAGUCUCAGACGAGUGGUACACCCGGUUCAGAGUGGCCUGGGACCCGGUGGCGGCUCCUGUCCAGGGAUACAGACUCACCUACGCCCCUGCAGGCACAAACCAGCCCAUGGACUUCUUCGUGGGCGAUGUGACCUCAUACACUCUGCACAACCUGCUGCCUGGAACCACCUACGACCUCAAAGUGGUCGCUCAGUACGUCGGCGGCGCGAGUGGGCCGCUGCCUGGACAGGGAACAACACUUUACCUGAACGUGACCAACAUUGAGACCUACGACGUCGACCACGACAAGUUCUGCAUCAAGUGGACUUCUCACAGAGCGGCCACGUCGUACCGCAUCAAGCUCCAACCCGCCGACAGUGAUAGAGGCCAGCAUGAGAUCACCAUCCCCGCUGGUCUUCCUCAGUACUGCUUCGACGGACUCUCUCCUGACGCCCUCUACACCGCCACCGUCUUCGUUCAGACCCCCAACCUGGAGGGUCCGGGGGUCAGCGCCAAAGAGAGGACACGGGUGAAGCCGACUCCAAUUCCAACGCUCCCACCCACCCAGCCCCCGCCCACCAUCCCCCCCGCAUGGGCAAUUUGCAAAGGAGCCAAAGCCGACGUGGUGUUCCUCAUCGACGGCUCCUGGAGCAUCGGAGAGGAGAGCUUCACCAAAGUCGUGAGCUUCGUCUCCGGAAUGGUCGCCGCCUUCGACGUGGUCGGUCCAACAGGAAUGCAGGUGUCGUUUGUUCAGUACAGCGACGACGCAAAGACCGAGUUCAGGCUGAACGCUUAUCGAGACAAAGGCAUCGCCAUGUCUGCACUGCAUCUCAUCCGCUACCGAGGAGGAAACACCAAGACAGGAGUGGCUCUGAAACACACCUAUGAGAAGGCCUUCUCUAUGGAGAACGGGAUGAGGAGGAACGUCCCCAAAGUGGUGGUCGCCAUCACCGACGGACGCUCUCAGGACGAGGUGAAGACGAAGGCCGCCAAGCUGCAGCACGCAGGUUACAGCGUCUUCGCCAUCGGUGUCGCCGACGUGGACUUCGUGGAGCUGCAGCAGAUCGGCAGCAAACCCAGCGACAGACACGUCUUCGUUGUGGACGACUUCGACGCGUUCGACACCAUCAAAGAAAACCUCAUCACCUUCAUUUGUGAGACCGCGACAUCAUCGUGUCCCCUGAUUUUCCUGAAUGGAUUCACUUCACCUGGCUUCCGGAUGCUGGAGGCGUUCAACCUGACGGAGAAGACCUACGGUUACGUUAAAGGCGUCUCCAUGGAGCCGGGCUCCUUCAACAGCUACACCUCCUACAGACUGCACAAAGACGCCUUCCUGACUCAGCCAACGACAGAGAUUCAUCCCGACGGUCUUCCUCACUCCUACACCAUCAUCCUCAUGAUCCGCCUGCUGCCCGACUCGCCCAGCAAGGCCUUCGACAUCUGGCAGGUGUCAGACAAAGACCACAAGCCAGAGACCGGAGUCACCCUGGACCCCUCCAAACAGACUGUGUCCUUCUACAACAAAGACCAGCGCGGUGAGACCCAGAGAGUCACGUUCGACAACGACCGAGUGAAGAGAAUCUUCCACGGAAGCUUCCACAAGCUCCACAUCCUGGUUUCAUCCACCGGCGUCAAACUCAACAUCGACUGCCAAGAAGUGGCCGAGGAGGCGUUGAAGGAGGCCGGAAACACGUCCAGCGACGGGUACCAGGUUCUGGGAAAGAUGUCGAAGUCCAUCGGCUCCAAAGGAGAAUCAGCCACCUUCCAGCUCCAGAUGUUCGACAUUGUGUGCAGCUUGGGCUGGACCAGCAGGGACAGAUGUUGUGACCUCCCGUCUAUGAGAGACGAGCUGAAGUGUCCGUCUCUUCCAAACUCCUGCAGCUGUACGUCGGCGGGCACCGGGCCGUCGGGGCCUCAGGGACCAGUGGGAGCCCCCGGCAGCAAAGGCCCCCGAGGUGAAAGAGGAGAGGCCGGUCCUGUUGGGCCGAUGGGCCCUCGUGGAGAUAACGGACCACCGGGGCCCAUGGGUCUGCCCGGCCCUCAAGGACCCAGCGGCCUGUCGAUUCCUGGAGAAGCUGGUCGCGCCGGACCGAAGGGAGAACCCGGUGACUCGGGUUUACCAGGACAGAAAGGUUCUACGGGUCCUCGUGGUUCUUCUGGCCCCAUCGGACCAGCUGGAGUCCGGGGCCCUCAAGGAAAGGAUGGAUCGUCCGGACCCAGAGGCCCCACAGGGCCCAUGGGACCUCCAGGUUCUCCUGGAUCAACGGGCGGUGCAGGAAAACCAGGAAACCCCGGAGACUCUGGAACUCCUGGUUCUCUCGGUCCAAAGGGAGACAAGGGAGAGAGAGGCGACUUUGCUCCUCAGAACAUGAUGCGAUCGAUUGCCAGGCAGGUCUGCGAGCAGCUGGUCAGCGCACAAAUGUCUCGCGUCGACACGCUGCUGAACCAGAUCCCCAACGGCAUGUACCGCAGCAACAACCCGGGUCCUCCAGGGCCCCCGGGGACCAACGGCAGGCAGGGACCCCGCGGAGAGCCCGGCAGCACGGGAAGGAACGGAUUCCCAGGAACUCCAGGAUCACCGGGCCAGACGGGAGAGCGAGGUCCUGCAGGAGAGAAAGGCGAACGAGGAUCUUCAGUAGUCGGACAGAAAGGACCGAGAGGACCCGCUGGUCCACCAGGAGAAAGCAGAACCGGAGCCACAGGCCCUUCAGGAGCCGCCGGACCCCGCGGACCCCCCGGACGUAACGGGUACGCCGGAGUCCGCGGACCCCCCGGCCCUCCUGGAUACUGUGACUCCUCUCAGUGUGUCGGCAUCCCUUACAACGGGCAGGGCUACGGAGCACCUGACCCCGACACCCGAGUAGACCCAGACCCCGAGGAGGACCAGCUGUCACAAAACCAGCGUCGAAAGAGGUCGCUAUCAAGAAAGUCAUCCAGCAGGCUAACAUCAUAAGACCACCACGUUCUAUCUUUAUCUUGUUCAACCUGUGUUUAGAUUUCUGCACAUUAUAUACACACACAUUUAAAAAAAACGGGGUUUGACACCUCGAGUUUAUAGGAAAACACCUUUAAAUGUCUUAAAACGUAUGUUAAUAUUCAUUUUUGUAGCAGGUGAAAGGUUUGGACGGAGCGGAGGGAAGUUUGAGAAUGUUAAGAAUCCAUGAAACAUGUCUUUUUUUUUGCUUGUAACAUAUUUGCAUCCAGUUUGUUGUAACGAAGCUAAAGAAAACAGAGAGAAUUUGUUUGUUCACAGUUCAUCCGGUACGUUAAAUAUAAUCACUCUUCAGUUAAAUCACGGCAGUUAAACUCCGCUUUCAUUGUGUAUCUCUAGACUUUGUAUUUAUCAGUUUUCCUUUAAUCCGUCACAGCUCAUUUUAACAAAAAUGUGGAAUUGCAUGUCUGUGGUGUAUAUUUAGUAGAUGUUGGUUUUUUUGUUACAUUUCUUUUCUUUUUUUUUUGUUUUAACCAGAAUAUAGUUGUUGUCAUUCUUGUCAUUUUCUCAGUAUCGAAUGCAGUCGAAAAAAAAAAAAACCUGCGUGCAAGACUAUGGAAGUGGUAUUGCUGCUUCAUGUUUGAACUGCAGAUUGUGAAUUCCACAGCCUUAUUUUCUUAUUUAUUUCUGAAAACAGAAGAGGCAUUUUUCAAUAA